Messenger RNA from Oryctolagus cuniculus (rabbit), 8383 nucleotides. Lineage: Eukaryota; Metazoa; Chordata; Mammalia; Lagomorpha; Leporidae. The record is from RefSeq and is a predicted model, not a curated record.
GGGAGGGAAAUUAAUAGGCUGCCCAUUGUUACCGUGUGCUCUUGCCAGGAUAUUUCAUUAGCGUAAACACUGAACCCGUUGUCAUCUCGUUCAGCCACUUGACCCCGGUGAUUUUCAAUUCCGCCUGUGCCCAUGAUGAAGUGCAGCGGUGGCACGCUGGAGACAGGCAGUAAUUAUUGGAAGCAGAAUCAUUGCUGACCCAGUACGAGAUUAACUGCUCCUUUGCAGGCUUUAUUCCGGGACAUUAGCACUGUCUGCUUAUCUUGCUUCAGUUGAGAGGUUCAGGACAAAAGCACUGCUGAUGGUAAUGUUGCCAAUUUCCCUGUUUGUUUUGCAGGUCACGGCCAGGGGCUUCGGGCCACUGCUACAGUUUGCCUACACCGCCAAGCUGUUACUCAGCAGAGAAAACAUCCGCGAGGUCAUCCGCUGCGCCGAGUUCCUGCGCAUGCACAACCUGGAGGACUCGUGCUUCAGCUUCCUGCAGACCCAGCUCCUGAGCAGCGACGAUGGCCUGUUCGUGUGUCGCAAGGACGCCGCGUGCCCGCGGCCGCACGACGCCCGCGAGAACUCGGCGGGAGAGGAGGAGGAAGAGGAGGAGGAGACGAUGGAUUCCGAGACAGCCAAGAUGGCUUGCCCCAGGGACCAGAUGCUUUCAGACCCCAUCGGCUUUGAGGGUGGUGGCGCCAUGCCGGUAGCUGAGAAGGGAGAGGCAUUGCUGCGCGAGUCGGAUGUGCCCCCGGACACCAAGGAGAGCUCAGAAAAGGACACGCUGACGCAGUACCCCAGAUACAAGAAGUACCAGCUUGCAUGUACCAAGAACGUCUACAACGCAUCAUCUCACAGUACCUCAGGUUUUGCAAGCACAUUCGGUGAGGACAACUCUGGCAGCAGGCUCAAGCCAGGGCUGGCCGUGGGGCAGAUCAAAAGCGAGCCGCCCAGCGAGGAGAACGAGGAAGAGAGCGUCACGCUCUGCCUGUCCGGGGAUGAGCCCGACGCCAAGGACAGAGUGGGGGACGUGGAGAUGGAGCGCAAGCAGCCCAGCCCCGCCCCGGCUCCCAGCGCCCCCACAGGCGCCACCUGCCUGGAGAGAGCCAGGGGCGUGGCGUCGCCCUCCUGCCUGCGCUCUCUCUUCAGUAUCACAAAAGGUGUGGAGUUGGCUGGCCUGCCCAGCACAUCUCAGCAGCACUUUGCCAGGAGUUCGGCGUGCCCUUUCGACAAGGGGAUCACUCAGGGUGACCUUAAAACUGACUACCCCCCUUUCGCGGGCAGUUAUGGACAGCCCCCUGCGGGCCAAAAGGACUCUUCUGCUUUCCCCAUGGGCUCGCCCCUCCGGGGGCCUGGGUUGGAGGCCCUCUGUAAGCAGGAGGGCGAGCUGGACCGGAGGAGUGUGAUCUUCUCCUCCAGUGCGUGCGACCAAGGGAGCACCACGGUGCAUCAGUAUUCCGGGGUGAGCAGUUUGGACAAGGACCUGUCCGAGCCAGUGCCCAAGGGGCUCUGGAUGGGAGCCGGCCAGUCCCUGGCCACCUCACAGGCCUAUUCCCACGGUGGGCUGAUGGCCGACCACCUGCCAGGAAGGAUGCGGCCCAACACCAGCUGCCCGGUGCCCAUCAAAGUGUGCCCUCGCUCACCCCCACUGGAGACCAGGACCAGGACUUCCAGCUCUUGCUCCUCCUACUCCUACGCAGAGGACGGGAGCGGGGGCUCGCCCUGCAGCCUCCCUCUCUGCGAGUUCUCCUCCUCACCCUGUUCCCAGGGAGCCAGAUUCCCUGCCACGGAACACCAGGAGCCAGGCCUGAUGGGAGAUGGCAUGUACAACCAAGUGCGACCCCAGAUUAAAUGUGAGCAGUCUUACGGAACCAACUCCAGCGACGAAUCCGGAUCGUUCUCGGAAGCAGACAGUGAGUCGUGUCCUGUGCAGGACAGGGGCCAGGAGGUCAAACUUCCUUUUCCCGUAGACCAGAUCACAGACCUUCCCCGGAACGACUUCCAGAUGAUGAUUAAGAUGCACAAGCUAACCUCAGAACAGUUAGAGUUCAUUCACGACGUCCGAAGGCGCAGCAAGAACCGCAUCGCGGCCCAGCGCUGCCGCAAGAGGAAACUGGACUGUAUUCAGAACCUAGAAUGUGAAAUCCGCAAAUUGGUGUGUGAGAAGGAGAAGCUAUUGUCAGAGAGGAACCAGCUGAAAGCGUGCAUGGGGGAACUGCUGGACAACUUCUCCUGCCUCUCCCAGGAAGUGUGCCGAGACAUCCAGAGCCCCGAGCAGAUCCAGGCCCUGCACCGCUACUGCCCCGUCCUCAGACCCAUGGAUCUCCCUGCAGCCUCCAGUGUUAGCCCUGCGCCCCUGGGCGUCGAGCAGAGCCUUGCAGCCUCCCAGUGUGCGGCUGGGGAAGCCGCACCCUGCUGCUUGGAUCCCGGUGCCGCUCCCCCGGGGCCCUCCUGGGUGCCCAGCACCACCUCGGAGAACUGCACUUCUGCGAGAAGGCUGGAAGGCGCGGACGCGGGCACCUUCUCUGAGCGAGGCCCUCCCCUUGAACCCAGAAGCCAAACGGUGACCGUGGACUUCUGCCAGGAAAUGACUGACAAGUGUACAACUGACGAGCAGCCCAGGAAAGAUUACACCUCGUGACUCGGCUCUGCCACCCGGUCCUCACGGGCGCCGGUCACCUGUGGUCUGGAAGAACCGAGAAGGAAUUUGGUGCACACUACAGCAGUUUCAGCAGCAAUACUGUUCCGAAGUAGGCCCUCCUCUGUUUGAGCAGGAGUGACAGCUAGUGACCUGAUUCACAAUGGUGCUACCCCUUGCCCCGGCGAGGAAGACAACAGUGCUGUCUGUCUGUCUCGGCUUCAUUUCAGUCUUCACAGGGAUAGACGAUUAACACCUCUAGGACCCAGCCUCGGAUUUUUUUUCUCAGUGGCCCAUGUCACAAACCGUAUCUCAGGAAUUUCUUCUGAAUGUUCAAUUUUUUUCAUUGAAGACAGCUUCUAUACACAUCAAAGUUUUAUAGCUAGACUGUACAUAUUAUAUAUAAUAUAUAUAAAAUAUAUAUAUCUCUCUCUCCAUAUGCAAAAGUCCUGCAUGCCUCAAUUUUCUCAUCCUGAAACUGGAAAUGUCAUUUCUCAGUUCUCAACAGGUUCCAACAUUCCUCUUCUUUUUGUCUCUGAUGCUACACCUCGUUUGCUAACUGUUAACAUGGUCAAUUUUUUCCCUUGCUUCACGGUUCAAUUUGUACUUAUUUAUGGAUGAAAUUCAAUGUUGGAAGCUCUUUUCAAAAUUUUAUUUCAGGCCUUUUUUUUCCUUUCGUUUGGUUUGGGCACCACCAGAUGGUGUCAUUUGAGCAUUGUGGGUUUGUUUUUUGGAUUUUUUUUUUUUCUUGCAGAUACUGUACAGUAACGGUCAACUUUGCCACUUGCACUGAGUUUUGGGUCAAACCUAUUUUCUUAAAUGAAGUUGUAACUUCAGUAUAACUCAAGUAUACUGUAUAUUCUUUGCUUUUUAGUUAAAAGGUAAAACAUUUUAGCUAAUGAAAAAGCACUCAGGUGAUAAUUAUGUAGGAAAAACAAUCUUGCCAAAUAAUGACUUCAUCCUAGGAUGUGUAGACAAUAAUCUGCUUGACUAUUUUUAUAUUUCACCUCCUCCCCACCUGUCCCUAAGUCCAGUUUAAAUGCAGAUAGAGUUCAGAGUUGAUACUGGAUGUUCAGAUUUCUAAGUGGGGAGAGUUUGGACAUCUCACUCCAAAGUGCAUCAGAGUAGCAGAAUCCAUGAUUUCCUACCAGAACUCAGCAGGCGUUGGCUCCUAGAAAUCAAGUCAGAACUGCCUUCUCACCAGGGAGUCAGGCCCUUCGGUUCCACACUUCCCCAGGACCUGCCUUGCUCUUGGAAGUGUUAGGCAGUGAGUCCUCCUCCUCUGAAGGCCGAGGCUCACCAACCCCUCUCUCCUACCCCGGAGCAGAGCGGCCUCCCAGGACAUCCCACAGGAGGGGAUUCAAAUCUGAAUGAAUCCCAGCCCCAGACGCCUGCCCCUAAGAGGCGGCACUCGGGGUUAACGCGGCUUACCCAGUAUAGGAGAGAGCAGGGCGGAAUGGAGCCCAGCUCCAUCCCUGACGCAGGCUAAUGCAUUUCUUUCUCCUUUCUGCCUCCAAACGCUUUGAGUUGUAGUCUGCAGGUCUCUCGUCUGAAGUCAGCUUCCUUCUGAGGCUUUGGACAAGAUACCGCCAGGAGCCCUCCCUGCCCCUCUUCCCCAAACACACUCCCCUCUCCCACCACCCCCCAUCCUCACCUGAUGCUAAUUUUCUUCUCUUGCUGCAAAAGGGGUUGGCUUGCAACCCAGAAGAGCAGCUUCUCUUGGCUCUGGCGGAGGGGGGGACGUGCGGGCCCCUGGCCACGUUUACAGGAAGGUGUGCCCCGAAGGAGGGGGCCUCAGCUCCCUCCCUCCAGUGGUCCCUGCCUUGCUGUGCAGCCCGAGGCCUGCUCCAGCCUGGCUGUGGAAGACAGUCCAGAAAGGUUUGAUGUGGGGGUGGGGUGGUGGGCAGUGGGGACUAGAUGGUUGACUUCGUUUCUUUAUUUGUGCCAUUGUUUGGACAAUAUUAAAGCUGCAUGUAAAGGGGAAAUUAGUAUAUGAUUAGUAGGCAAAAAGUGAAAUCAUAGUAACAUGUUUUAGUAUUAUUAACUUUUUUCUGUACAAAUAUUAGCGCUAAAUGUUGAAAUAUGUAUGAAUGCCAGAAAUUUGUUGGUUCAUGCAGUAGGAUUUUUUUUUUUAACAAAAGGCUUUUCUUUUUUGAAUAGUUCCACUUGGAAAGCCUGCCUCUGGGUUUCUGGUCUCUCUCACGUGUGUGUGUACGUGUGUGCGCUUGUCUGAGACGGAUUGUGAUGGAGCUCUGUUUCCUUAUGGUUGGUGAGUGGAGCGUGUUGGCCUCAUAGAAUGGUUCUGUGCUACCCUGUGAGGUUUGCCUUUAUGGAGAACUGGUGACAGCGGCAAUGAAAACGCAGUGUGAAUCCCGUGGUAGCUCAGAAGGCCUGUGCUGGGGCGGAGGAGUCGGCGGACAGUAUUGUGUGUUUCUAACUCUGGUUGCCUUGUUGUCAGUGACCUCUGCUUUUCGUUUUGUAAAGGAAUGUUUUCUGCUCAUACCAUAACCAGGUCCACACCAGCUCGUUGGCUUGAUUUACCCUGGUCGCAACACACAUGCAACUGGUCGUGCUGGCCACGGAGCGUCCUCUUCCCCCUUUCCUGUUCAGUGGCCCAAACCUGUGUGGCAGGCAGCCUUUCGUGGAGGCCAGGGGUCUCUUGACCUCUCCCCACCCCAAGGCAGUCCUCCUCUUCCUCCUCCUCCUCCCACCAUCCUCCGCCUCCCUUUCUUCUUCUUCUUCUUCUACCCGGUCCCUGCCAUUGGAACUGGUGAAAACAUUACUCUUUCAACUUCUUAGGGAUUGUUAAUAAGUUACUCACUGUCCAUCAUGAACAGCGACUGGCUUCGUGCAGUUGUCCGUGUGACGUGUUGGUGUCUUUGGCCAUUCCGAACCAUGUGCUUGGCUGAAUUGUUUCUGGGUUAAUUCAAAGGGAGGACUCGCCAGGGACCAGAAUCCAAAAUUGCCUCAAGUGAGAUGGAAAAGCCCAGCCUGUCUCCUUUCCCUAGGUUCCCGUAGUUAACCCACUGCCUUUUCUGACAAGGAACAAGCCAGCGGACAGCGAGCAAUUCCAGUUUUCCAGUGUGGUGACACUCAGUUGGAUUUUUAAGGGUCCUUCCUUGCCGUGAACUGUUCAGGAGGGUCCCCAGGAGAGCCUUGGUUGGGUCUCCAAGUGGCAGGGGUAGGAAUAGGCCUAGGGGCAGAGCCAGUGGAGUUGCUCCUAAGACUAAUAAACCUCCCACCGAGAGCAGUCCUCCCCUUGGAUCUGCCUUUGUCCUUGUGUCUGCACACAGCCUCCCGCUGUUCAGGUUGGGCAGGCCUUGGGCAGGUGCGUGCUUUGCUGUCUGUGUUUGUUUCUCUGCGUUAUCUGGGGUGCCUUGAAUAAAAUCGAACUUCAUGACACGCUGAUUCUGGAACAAAACCAUUGCAAAAAAAAAAAAAAAAAAAAACUGUUUGAAAAGCUGCAAAGUUACUUCGGCCAUUCUGCUACUUCUCUCUUCCGGGUACCCUACCAAUGACUCAGGCGUCACAGGGGAUGCUGCCGUAGAGAAUGUUAUUUUAUAUGUUGUGCAAGUAAUUUAUUAACUGUCUUUCUAAGGUAUGCUGCUCUUAAGAUGCACUAUCAUUAGGGAUAUAAUCCUUAUGUUGCUUUUCCAAGGAAGCAAAAAAAAAAAAAAAAGUUAGUGCUUACUAUGCCAACUGCCACUUCUCCUUAAAAAGGAGUUUGGGGACCAACCACAGGACUUGCAUGAAGGGACUGGCUGCAGUUAAACUUGCACAAAGUGAGGUUACAUGCUGUGGUCAGAAGGCGCGAACACACGUUGUCUUCUCAUAAAUUAGGAUCACCUUGAAAGGUUAAGGAAGAGAAACAACAAAUAAAAGUCUGGGAACGAUGAGCCUUUUAAGAAAAGUCCUUCCCCAGGAAGCUGCUCUGCCUCCCACGGAACAGCAGCGUCCCCUCCCAAUGAGUCACAGCCUGCAGGGCUGUUUCAGGUCCCUAUUUGGCUGCCUGUGUCUAUGUAUUCCCCAUGCGGAGUAGGAGCUGCUCCACAAGUGACCUCAAACUGCUUCACUAGCGCUCGCAGCGUAGGUCUACAAGGGAGCAAGAGUCAAGUUUUGUCCUCAAAUCGCUGUCCAUAGACAAAAACACAAGAUUUUCUUUUCAAAGAAUAAAGCUGUUCAUGGUAUCCAUUUUCCCCCAAAUUGAAGAGUUUGUUGUUAGAUUCCAUUUCUAGCGAGUUGGUUCGUCAUGCAGCACCCUGUGUGGAGUUGGUGGCCACGCAGGUCGUCUCUGUGUGCACGGAGGCAUUCAGUGUGCAGAAUGUAUGUUUAUAAUACUGCCCGAGCCACCCAGGACCCAAGCAUCAAAGGCUGAUGCUGUCGAGUAGAGUAUAUUGGUACACAGAUAGUGUGUGCCAAUAGUAUUUGUACAUAGAGAAGACUUAUUGUGGCAGAUUGAGAUUAAAUUAAUCAACCGACGGUGCAAAAACGUUACUUGCAAAAAUAAGUGUAUAGUAUUUUCCUAUGCUCCACCCUGGGAGAUGAUAUUUAUACCACGUGAACAUCGGUGCAUUUUCAUUGUCGAAUGAAAAUGACGCUGCCACUUUGUGAAGAAUACCCACUUGGCUGCAGAGGCCAGCUUGCGUAGCUUUGAUUUCGCGUUGUGACAUGGUGUAUGCAUUUCACCCUCAAGCAAUGGAAAAACAACUCUGACUUUCACUUUCAUUCCAGUUUAUUGACCUCAGAGAAAACAGUGGCCCUUCGUGGAAGCAGAAGUGCACUGAGACCUUUCAUUUCAGGUAGACUUGCAUUCAGUGCCACAUGCUCCCGGUGGGGACCAUCAGCUGUGUUUAUCAGGAAAGCGUGAAGGGACUUGGCAAAGAAGGGGUUUCGUACAACUUGAUGCUAAGUCCUCUGCCAAAACAUGUGUGGAGGCAGAGUGGUGACCCCCCCCCCACACACACACACAAACACUUGAAUCCUAAUGAUGCAUUUCACAUGCGCGGAUGCCAGGUGCACGCCCACACACUCUUGACGUAGAAGACCUGGCACUUGAGGUGAGAGAGCAGGAAGACUGGAAAUGCAUGUGGGAGCUUCAGGUGCUUGUUAGACGCAGCGAGCCAUUCAAGGCAAGCGCCAUCUUUGCUUGUGAGGCCAGCGGGGGCCUGUGAGCGUUUGUUCCAGAACCAGUCUGACUCAAGUGCACCUCUAAUAAAUGCCUUACAAACUCCAGAGGCCAUAUUCAAAACAGGGUCUUCUCAGUGUAUGCAAGGGGCUGCAGCCCCUCUCCUCCUCCUCCCCAGGCCGAACAAUACGGACAGUUUUCACACAUAUCUACCUGUAUAACCCUCUGUACCUCUCAUAACUGGUCAACGACUGUAACAGGUUACAUCAGGUGUUUUUCUACAUACUUUUUACACAGAUUCUAUGCGAUUAACGUAACUUAAUUCAAUGCAUCAUUUUAUUGUACUAGUUCUUAGGCUUGUCAUUUUUUUUUCUAAGUGAUUGUGGUUUUUCUUGUGGUUUUUAUUGUAAAAAUGAAAUGGCUGUUGAUGCUUAUUCUCUGUAAGAAUUUUUACCUUUUGGGGUUGGGGGGAAAGCAUUGCUAUGAACUAAUGAAUUGAAACUUCAUUUACUCAUUGUAAAUACACUAUUGUGCAAAAAAAAAAAUUCACCCAAUUGAAUUGCUAGUGUUAACUGAAUUUUGUCUAGACACCAUUUCUGUUGAUGAAAUAAAGACAUAUCAUUAUGCAUUGUAAA